Molecule: messenger RNA, 645 nt
Organism: Fusarium sp. VM40
Lineage: Eukaryota; Fungi; Ascomycota; Sordariomycetes; Hypocreales; Nectriaceae
Source: the annotation of a GenBank genome assembly
AUGAAGGCUGUGUCCGCAAUCGUUCUUCACUGCGCCGCAGUGACUGUCGCUGCUGCGGCUCUUCCCGACGGUGGCCAGGUGGUCUCUGACCCUCUGGAGGGUUACGAAAUCGUUCCUAUGCAAUGGAAAGGUGUUAUCAAGGAGGGAGAGGCUCCUGUCUCCCUGAAUGGUACCAUCGAGUCGAUCAUCUCCCAGAUCCAGGAGCUUAACCCGGAGUUCGAGUUGGUGGAAGACGACACCGCCGAGACAUCCGAGAUUGACAAGCGCAACCCUUCCAACAUCAUUUGUAAUGUCGGCGGAACCGGUUAUGUCGAUGUAGAAGCGGCCCGACGCGAGCAAAGAUACCUUCGCUCCUUGGGGACCAGUGUAUGCGGUGUGGAUGGUGGGCCUGGCAAGUGCGCUCGCGUCUCUUGUUCUUAUGGCGAUGCUAUUUGGCUUUGCAACGAUAACAGCCACUACAUUCAACCCAGGUGCAGCUACCUUGCUGAUUACGUUGAUCGCAUUAUUUCGAGCUGCCAGUCCUUGACCAGCAGCCCGCCUUGUACAGUCAGGCCUUGCGCUCCUAGUUGGACUGCAUGGUUCGUUCGGGGCCAGCAGUUCGAUACUGACAGAUACAACGUUAUUGUUGGCAGAAGCAACUGCUAA